This is a messenger RNA of Peromyscus eremicus (cactus mouse), 618 nucleotides long. RefSeq names its product 10 kDa heat shock protein, mitochondrial-like. Bases 1 to 495 code for a protein of 164 amino acids. The record is from RefSeq and is a predicted model, not a curated record. Gene Ontology annotation, molecular function: metal ion binding; protein-folding chaperone binding; ATP binding. Gene Ontology annotation, cellular component: mitochondrial matrix. NCBI's taxonomy places the organism in Eukaryota, Metazoa, Chordata, Mammalia, Rodentia, Cricetidae. The transcript has 2 exons.
AUGGCGAGGCGCUUAAAGGCCUCCGCCCAGCCCCGAGGAGGGUCUCCCGCCCCUAGGCAGGCUGCCACCCGCUCUGGGCUGACCUUGCUCGCAGUCUGCGGCGGAGCUGAGAGCUGCAGGAAGUUUCUGGGCGCCCUCCCCUCCUGGCGGCGGCACCGAUUCGGAGCUGUGGCGGCAAGAGUCACGGCUGGACAAGCUUUCAGAAAGUUUCUCCCGCUCUUUGACAGGGUGUUGGUUGAAAGGAGUGCCGCCGAAACCGUGACCAAAGGUGGCAUUUUGCUUCCGGAAAAGUCUCAAGGAAAAGGAUUGCAUGCAAGAGUAGUGGCUGUGGGAUCAGGCGCCGCCAAAGGAAAGGGUGGAGACAGUCAGCCGGUCAGUGUGAAAGUCGGAGACAAAGUUCUUCUCCCAGAAUACGGAGGCACCAAAGUUGUUCUAGAUGACAAGGAUUAUUUCUUAUUUAGAGAUAGGGACAUUCUUGGAAAGUGUGUGAACUGAAAUCACUGUUGAAAUGGCGUCACGUGAAGCUGCCCAUUCCGCUGACGGUCUGAACUAUUCAUCAUGUAAACAAUUUCCAUGCCUCCUUUUAUAAUAAAUUGAUGAUGCCCAAACUAAUGACAG